Messenger RNA from Drosophila guanche, 1405 nucleotides. RefSeq names its product serine protease easter. The record is from RefSeq and is a predicted model, not a curated record. Bases 139 to 1326 code for a protein of 395 amino acids. The transcript has 3 exons. Lineage: Eukaryota; Metazoa; Arthropoda; Insecta; Diptera; Drosophilidae. Gene Ontology annotation, molecular function: serine-type endopeptidase activity. Gene Ontology annotation, biological process: proteolysis.
UCAUCGUAUUUUUAGUCACAGCUGAAGAUCAGCCCCCACAUUAUCGCGGUGUUUAUUUUGUUAUCAGCUUAACCAAGCUGCGUAAUCAUCGACGACGUCUUGAGAAAGGAUUUAGCGAGCACAGACACUGCAUGAAAAAUGUUCAACAAAGAGCACAUCUGUUUAAUUUUUGGGAUUUUGGCCAGCUUGUCAACCGUGUCCGGGCAGUUCUAUUUCCCCAAUGAGGCCGCACAAGUGCCAAACUAUGGCCGCUGUAUUACGCCCAAUCGGGAACGUGCACUUUGCAUUCAUCUGGAGGAUUGCAAAUAUCUGUAUGGUGUGCUGACGACGAGCCCGCUACGCGACACCGACAGACUCUAUUUGAGUCGCAGCCAGUGUGGCUAUACGAACGGAAAGGUUUUGAUCUGCUGCCUGGAUCGGUAUCGGGACACCAGCCCAAACACAACGCCGCAGACUGUGCAGCCAAACAUCACCAACAGCAAUCUGUUGCCGCUGCCCGGACAAUGCGGCAAUCUGCUGUCAAAUCGUAUUUACGGUGGCACCCGCACCAAAAUUGAUGAGUUCCCCUGGAUGGCAUUGAUAGAAUACACCAAAACCGCUGACAAAAAGGGCCAUCAUUGCGGUGGCUCCUUGAUCAGCACUCGGUAUGUGGUGACGGCCUCGCACUGUGUCAAUGGCAAAGCGUUGCCCACCGACUGGCGAUUGACUGGCGUGCGCCUGGGCGAGUGGGACACUGCCACCGACCCCGACUGCGAGGUGGAUGUGCGGGGAAUGAAGGACUGUGCUCCUGCGCAUUUGGAUGUGCCUGUCGAGCGCACUAUACCGCACCCCGAAUACAUUCCCAGCUCUAAGAAUCAGGUCAAUGACAUUGCAUUGCUGCGUUUGGUCAGACAAGUGGAGUACACAGACUUUGUGCGGCCCAUUUGCUUGCCCCUUGAUGUGAAUCUACGCUCGGCCACGUUCGAUGGCAUUACCAUGGACGUGGCUGGCUGGGGAAAGACGGAGGAGCUUUCCUCUAGCAAUCUCAAGCUCAAGGCUGCCGUGGAGGGGACCAGAAUGGACGACUGCCAGGCCGUGUACAACCGCCAGGACAUAAUGCUGGAGGAUACGCAGAUGUGUGCCGGUGGCAAGGAGGGCAUCGACUCGUGUCGCGGCGACUCCGGGGGUCCGUUGAUUGGCCUGGACACAAAUAAAGUCAACACGUAUUAUUUCUUGGCCGGCGUGGUCUCGUUUGGCCCCACACCCUGCGGCCUGGCCGGCUGGCCGGGUGUGUACACGCUCGUGGGGAAGUACGUUGACUGGAUCCAAAAUACAAUUGAGCCAUAAAUUUUGUCUAAGUGUAAUUGUAAGCGACAAAUAUCUUGUAAAUUGUAAAUAAAUACGAAAUAAAUAACCUUCGCGCCCA